Molecule: messenger RNA, 1212 nt
Organism: Mollisia scopiformis
Lineage: Eukaryota; Fungi; Ascomycota; Leotiomycetes; Helotiales; Mollisiaceae
Exons: 2
Coding region: 1-1212 (403 amino acids)
Source: RefSeq, a predicted model, not a curated record
AUGGAGCUCUCUCGCGAUUUCCACGGUGUAUCUUCUUCAGUGCUCGCUCUGAUUUCCGAAGAGCCAGAGUACCGCUUCAAUUUUGGGAAGUACUCUGGCAAGCCGCUCUCCGUUGCGCCUCCCAGCUACAUUACCUUCCUAAUUGAAAAGAAGAUACCGGCCAGGCGACCAGAACUCAGAGUCGCCCUCGAAAGGAGAUCUACAAUAGCAACACCUACAAGCGCCACAAUAGCCACGACCUCUCCCCUUGUUGCGGAGGAGCGAAAAACACGUCCUAGAUCCGCAUCACGUGAAGACGACAUGCCUCCACCAAAGAUCCAGAAAACCUUGCAAGAGUCAAGGAACUCUAAUCAAAGUCGAGUAUGGGCCGAAACCCCCUCUAGCUCAUACAACCGCAUAACAUCAUCCCCUGCCUCUUCAUUGUCUCUGUCGAAGUCCCGACCUACAACACACAUCCAGCAAAACAAUCCGAAUUGGUCGACCUUUAUGGAAUGCAAGUUUUCAGAGCAGACGAAGCCCAUUCCAUCAACACCCGCAAACAUCCCUUGUCUUCCGAAAGUUCCACCCAAAACUCUCGGCAAUCUAAGCAGGGAGUCCACGCCCAUUCUCACGAACACUAGUAAUGGCAGCAAUCUCUCUCCCCAAGCCGUUCUUCCAGGACCUGUCAAAUGGGACCCCAAGACUGCUCAUCACAAGGUCUUCAGAGACCAUUAUGGAGAAGUGUUUGAGUGGAUUCACGGCAGAGAUGCACGGACUUUAUUCGGAUUCACCCCCAAUCACAUCAAUCAGCUGACACCAUAUGACAAGACGGACAAGGAAAAGUUCUGGUUAUAUGAAGUUCGAGACCUGUUCGCUUUCAGCACUUCGGAAAAGAGCGCUAACGCAGCAAUGAAAGCUUUCAUGGCAAAGAACAAAAGAAGUACUAAGGAUAUCUGGGCUGGCUUGGGAUUAGGAGCCGGUGCGUGUAACGAGGAAGGCAUGAAUGGUCCACCUGUUUACGACGAUUACGGAAAUGCUAUCACGGAUCGGGAUUCCUGGGGUAAUCCAAAGGUGCCGGCAGCUACGAAGGCUAUGAAGAAGGAUAUUAGGCAGGCUGCGAAAGUUGAGAAGGAGAAGGUGAAGAACGCUGAAAAGGCGAAGAAAAAGACCGAGAGGGAGGCUCUGAAGAAAGGUGGGAAGAACAGUACCAAACGACUCAAGAAAGAAGCGUGA